Messenger RNA from Fundulus heteroclitus (mummichog), 1074 nucleotides. It is a transcript of the gene tm4sf5, whose product is annotated as transmembrane 4 L six family member 5. Gene Ontology annotation, cellular component: membrane. The transcript is spliced from 5 exons. The record is from RefSeq and is a predicted model, not a curated record. NCBI's taxonomy places the organism in Eukaryota, Metazoa, Chordata, Actinopteri, Cyprinodontiformes, Fundulidae. Bases 181 to 786 code for a protein of 201 amino acids.
GUCACUGUUUGACUUUCACCUCGUCACAGCUCCAGCGGGGAGCUCCUGUCUCUCGUUCGCAACCCUUUUAUGGUUUCACUCGAUUCACCUCAACUUCCUUUCAGUUCGACGAGGGGUCCAGAGAAAGGAGAGCAGGCCAGUCUUUAGGCUGAGGAGCGGACAAAAACUAAAGUUGAGAGGAUGUGUUGUACGGGAAAGUGCGCCCGGCUGGUGGGCCUGAUACUGCUGCCGUCGGCCUUCAUCUGCAUGAUCUCCAACCUGCUGCUCUUCUUUCCCAACGGCGAGAGCCUGGAAACGAACCAAAUUUCCACGCAGGUCUGGCUCAUGGGAGGGCUCAUCGGGGGAGGCCUCUUUAUGCUGUGCCCGAGCUGUUCGGCUAUCAGGGCCGGGGGCAAGGGUUGUUGUGGGAAAGGCUGCUGUGGUAAUCGCUGCAGGAUGCUGAACUCAGUCUUGUCGUCUGCCUUCGGUCUCAUCGGGGGGAUCUACUGCACCAGCGUGGCCUCGGCCGGGAUGGCGAUAGGACCUAAGUGCUUGGUUAAUGGAGAAUGGGAGUAUCCCUUUGAGAACACUGGCAGUGGGAACGGCAGCUACCUUGUAAACCAGACCAUGUGGACAAUCUGCGAGCGGCCUAAAGAUAUAGUACUGUGGCACGUCGUGCUGUUCUCCAUACUGCUGGGAAUGGGCGUGCUGCAGAUUGUGCUCUGUGGCAUCCAGGUGGUCAACGGCUGCAUAGGAUGCAUCUGCGGCGACUGUCGGGACAGCAACGAUAGUGACAGCGGUCUGUGAAGGUGAGGAAGACAAUCCUGCUGAGACCGUCCGUCAUCAGGAGAGAAACGCCCCUGGGAAUGCUCUGAUAACGCUGGGAAUAAAUGUGCUCAGAUUUCUCUGCUGACGCCCUUUGAUGAUCGUCUGUCCUUUUUUUUUUUUUGAUUGUUUCGUUUUGCAGAAAAUGUUCUGCCUUUACUCCAUUUUGUAAGUUUUGUUUUUCGUGGCCUUUCAGCGCCUCGUAUGCAUCGGUGGUUUGGUGGAAGAUCAUUACUGAACUCAAUAAAGACUCCACAUGUUAGAAUCAAA